Molecule: messenger RNA, 2049 nt
Organism: Carassius gibelio (silver crucian carp)
Lineage: Eukaryota; Metazoa; Chordata; Actinopteri; Cypriniformes; Cyprinidae
Gene: snx20
Product: sorting nexin 20
Exons: 5
Coding region: 237-1163 (308 amino acids)
Biological process (GO): protein transport
Cellular component (GO): early endosome membrane
Molecular function (GO): phosphatidylinositol phosphate binding
Source: RefSeq, a predicted model, not a curated record
GUGAGGAAAAAUGACACUCCCUCUUUCAAGUUUCACUUCCUCGUGAACAAACUUCAGCUCAGCCUACAUCAAAAACAGAAAUAUGAACGUGUUUGCGUCUAAGAAUCCAGCAAAGAUAAAGUUUGUAUAGCGUCAUGUUUAGUUUAUAUGCACAGCUGGUCAAGAUGCUAAGAUGAGUCAGUGGGGUGAAUAGUGGUAAAACUAAUUUACAGAAAGCUAAAUUAGAGUGCAUUGUUAUGGAAGAAGAUCUAGAAGCACAUGACCCCAAGGCAGUAGAUGCUAAAGAAGAGGUUUCUUCAGCUCCUGAACAAUCAUCUCUACAGCAGGAGAUUUCAUCUAGUAAUGAGGCUGAAGGGGGUUUUAGCGCCUCCUGUCUGACCACAGCAGAACUGCAGCAGCACUGGAGAGCCGUUAAGAGGGAGUUCAGAAGCGUUAAACUGCUGUUCGACAUCCCCACCGCGCGAAUCAUCGACCAAACAUUCACCAAAUAUGUGGUGUACCAGGUUGUGGUGAUCCGCUCAGGUAGUUACGACUGUGAGCGUGUAGCUAUCGAGCGACGCUACUCAGACUUCCUCCACCUUCAUCAGGAGCUCCUGCUGGACUUCAGCGCGGAAAUGGAGGACAUUGUGAUGCCCAGGAAGAAAAUAAGGGGCAACUUCUCAGAGGAGAACAUUGCAGAGCGGCGUGUGGCCCUCAGAGACUAUCUUACUCAGCUGUACUCCCUCCGUUUUGUCCGAAAAUCACAAGCAUUCCUAGCAUUCUUCACUCAUAAGGAAUUAAAACCUGCAUAUGACCUCCUGCGUGGGGGCCGCUUUUCCCGGGCGCUUGAGGGCCUCCAGAAAGUGUUGGUUCUUCAGGAAAAACUCUCUUCUCACAACCCUACUUUGGUGGUGCCAACGCUGUGUGCCAUACUGGUGUGUCAGAGGGAUCUAGAAGACUUUGACGCAGCUUUUCAAACUGGCAGAAGAGCUCUGCCCACGGUGAGACGCUACGAGCUCCAGCAGUAUCAAGGGCCCCUGCUGGAGGCUCUUGUUGAUUUGGGCUACAGUCUUGGGCUGCCUGUGGCCCAGUUACAGGACGAGCUGACCAGAAUGCAAGACUCGCCCAAUGGGCAGGUGUCAGAGAUGACCCUUAAAGAACUGGUGGUGCAAGAGUUUGUAUAAUCAGAAACAACAGCUAUUUAGUUGUUAACAAACCCAAAAAAUCUAACUUUAGUUGUUCUAUGUUAUCGGAUUAAUGAAUCUCACCUGAAAGAAAAUGCAAACAAAUGAAAAUCCCCAAUGAAUUUCCCACAGAGUUGGUUUGGGAUCUUUUGACAUGGACCCUAAAGAAACCACCCAAUCACCCAGAACAUCCACAUAUCAGUACCCAGACACCGUAAACAUGAGGAUAGUUUCUUUUGGCUUGGGCACGUGUUCUGACUUGUUCUGUAUUUAUAUUUUUAUGAGCCAUAUUUCUUUUGAUCUCAUAUUUUGUUUAUGCCACAAAUCUUUCCCAAUCAUUUUGGAUAAUUGUGCUACUGUGAAAUUGAAUGCCAAUUUUGCAAGUUAUUCUGGAUUGCUUUCACUGAUUAUGCGCACUUUUAAGCUAGUGUGUUGUUAUUAUUAACGAUACCUAAAAAUAUUCAAAUUAGUUUUUGUUAAGUGAAAUAUAAUUUUGAAAUAUGAUCAAAGCUGAAUUAAAAUAAAAUAUAUUAUACAAAUAACUUAAACUAAAAAAAUAAAAAAUAUAUUUUUUUUGUUUCUGUAAUUUAUAUAUUUACACUUUUUCAACACAGCAUCCUACAAGCAAAAACUGAGUGAACUGAUUCUCGCUUUGGGAAUGAGAAGUCCUGGUGUCAAAAUCCCGGACGAGCCCCCAAAUAAUGAUUUGUCUAUCAAUAUCAAUAUUGAAUAUAUUUUUGUGUCAAUAUAUUCUUUAUUUUGAACAGAUUUCUUUGUUUAAAAUCUCCAAAACAGUAUUUCAUUAAAUCAUGACAUACUAUGCUUGGGCACAGUACCAUACACAUACAGUAAUAGUCAAAGAACUGGGAGAGGAGUUUAAACAAAA